Molecule: messenger RNA, 1215 nt
Organism: Camelina sativa (false flax)
Lineage: Eukaryota; Viridiplantae; Streptophyta; Magnoliopsida; Brassicales; Brassicaceae
Source: RefSeq, a predicted model, not a curated record
AUGGUGAAGACAUGCAAUGAUGUGCAUGCAUGUACAAAUGACGGGUUUAGUAGAGUGAUCAAGAGUGGAGUCCUUGCUCAGUUGUUCUUGAAUGACAUUAGGAAGGAUCCGACAUUCAAGGCUAAGAUGAUGCAAGAUGCGAUUGAGGAGCGUUACACAAUAGUUGCUACUUAUGAUCAGUGCCGGACAGCUAGAGCAAAAGCAUUAAAGAUGAUUCAAGAGGAAUAUGGAUCAAAUCCGGGUUCAACAGUGGACGUUGGAACAAUGACUGAUGAUGCUGGUAUCGUCAAGUUUGAUAGGUUUUAUGUCUGCUUUGAAGCCCUUCGGAAAACUUGGCUUGCAUAUUGUCGGCCAAUAAUUGGCAUAGAUGGCUGCUUCUUAAAAAACGGUGUGAAAGGACAACUGUUGGCAGCUGUAGGAAGAGAUGCCAACAAUCAGUUCUAUCUGGUUGCUUGGGCAGUUUUGCAAACAGAGAACUUUGAUGCUUGGUUGUGGUUCAUUAAGAAGCUGAAGGUUGAUUUGAAGCUUGAAGAUGGUGAUGGAUUUACCCUUAUUUCUGAUAGAAAAAAGGGCUUGCUCAAUGUUGUUGAUCAAGAGUUACCAAAGGUGGAACACCGGAUGUGUGCACGCCAUAUCUAUGGUAAUCUUAGAAGGUAUAACAGAGCCAUUGACGAAUUGAAGAAGUUUGAUGAAGGAGUGUAUGAGGUUGUUAUGCAAAGGAAUCCGCGAAACUGUAGUCGUGCCUUCUUCAGCUGCAAAUCAAGUUGUGAAGAUGUUUCUAACAACUUUUCUGAGUCUUACAACAAUGCUAUCAAUAAAGCACGAGAGAUGCCAUUAGUGGAGAUGUUGGAGACAAUAAGAAGACAAACUAUGAUGCAUAUAGAUGUGAGGCUUAAAAAACCAAUGAAACGUCAAGGGAAAUACACUCUCAAAGUCGCCAACACCAUCAAGAAGGAAGAGCUUUUACGAAAGUAUUUUCAGGUAAUUCCUUGUGGAAAUGGGCAGUAUGAGGUUCUCGAAAACAAACAUGGAUUCAAGGUUGAUAUGAAUGCAAAGACAUGUGCAUGUCGAAGAUGGAAUAUGAUAGGUAUCCCUUGCCGCCAUGUUUUAAGAGUCAUAUUGACCAAGAAGCACAACCCUGAGGAUUAUGUGAACUGUGAUUGGUACUUGGCAUCAACAAAUGUCAAGAUUUACUCAAUCGAUCUCAGCAGUUAA